Epinephelus moara (kelp grouper) is the source of this 4383-nucleotide messenger RNA. Its product is annotated as aggrecan core protein-like. The transcript has 19 exons. Gene Ontology annotation, biological process: cell adhesion. Gene Ontology annotation, molecular function: calcium ion binding; hyaluronic acid binding. NCBI's taxonomy places the organism in Eukaryota, Metazoa, Chordata, Actinopteri, Perciformes, Serranidae. Bases 1 to 4383 code for a protein of 1460 amino acids. The record is from RefSeq and is a predicted model, not a curated record.
AUGAGGUGGAUCGUGUUGCUGUCUGUGUGUCUACAUGUCAUCUCUGCGACGUUUGAUUACAUCUAUGAGGAGCACUCCUUUAUGGACCCGGAGGAUGUGCUGAGUGUGAGCAUUCCUCUGGAGGAACCACAGCGACCUCUACUGGGAGCAACCAUCGUACUGCCAUGUUACUUUGAGGACCACACUGUCCCAGACCCCGGAGCCCCCACCAUCGCUCCCCUUGCUCAUCGCAUCAAAUGGAGCCUCGUCACCAAAGAAAAAGUCACCACUAUCCUGGUGGCCUUGGAAGGAGAGGUGCGCAUCAGCGAGAGCUACCUGGACAGAGUUCACCUGGUGGGAUACCCCAUGACCUCUACAGACGCCAGCAUCAAGAUAUCUGAGCUGAGGUCCAGUGACUCGGGGGCCUUCCGCUGUGAGGUUCAGCACGGCAUCGAGGACAGCCACGACACCGUCCAUGUGCAGGUUCAAGGUAUUGUGUUCCACUACCGGGCCAUCAUGGGACGCUACAGUUUGACUUUUGAGAAGGCGACAGCAGCAUGUGCACAGAACAAUGCGGUCAUGGCUUCACCUGAGCAGCUUCAAGCAGCCUACGAUGAUGGAUUCCACCAGUGUGACGCCGGCUGGCUGUCUGACCACACAGUCAGGUACCCAAUCCGUGAUCCGCGUGUGAACUGCUAUGGUGACAAAGAGGAUCUGCCCGGGGUCAGGACGUACGGAGUGAGAGACCUCAAUGAGACGUAUGAUGUCUACUGCUUCGCUGAGAAGAUGACAGGCAGAGUUUUCUACACCGCCUCAGCAGAAAAGUUCACCUUCUCUGAAGCCGUGGUGGCCUGCUCCAAUCAGGGAGCUCAGCUAGCCACCACAGGUCAGCUCUACCUGGCCUGGCAGGGCGGGAUGGACGUCUGUAACGCCGGCUGGCUGGGAGACAGGAGCGUCCGCUACCCCAUCAACAUCCGUCGGAAGCAGUGUGGAGGGGGGCUGCUGGGGGUGCGAACUGUUUACCUCCACACCAACCAGACAGGAUACCCACUUCCUGAAUCCCACUAUGACGCCUUCUGCUACACAGAGUCCCCUGAUGAGGAAGGUUCGGGCAUCAUAGAGGAAGGAAGUGGCGUGCUGAGUGUUACGGCGGUGACGCAGAGCCCAGAGGUAUUCUUCAGGAGGACGACCACAGAGAGCGAGGCGAUCGGAGAGGUGGAGACUCAGCAGCCGACGGUGGUGGACUUCACCUACACAGAGAGCCCUACUGAGCUGCCGCUGCCUCAGCCACCAAACGUCACUGAGAUCAUCACUGACCUGAUCGAGGCAGCCACCGCCCGGCCCGACACAGGCAGAGAGCUCAGCAGGGCCUUUGUGAUUCCUCCCACUGGUGUGGUCUUCCAUUACCGCUCAGGCUCAGGCCGUUAUGCCUUCACCUUCGUGGAGGCCCAGCUGGCCUGUCAGAGUGUCGGAGCCUCCAUGGCCACGCCAGAGCAGCUGCAGGCGGCAUAUAAGGCUGGAUAUCACCAGUGUAACGCAGGAUGGUUACUGGACCAGACUGUAAGGUAUCCCAUUGUUUCACCUCAAGAGAAGUGUGCUGGAGAUCUGGGUGAGCAACCUGGAGUUCGGUCCUAUGGUUUGAGGCCAGCAGAUGAGAGAUAUGAUGUGUACUGCUACAUCGAUGGGCUCAAAGGUGAGGUUUUCCAUGUGGGCUCUGCUGAGGGUUUCACCUAUGAUGAGGCUGCUUCCAGUUGUCACGAGCAGAACGCUGUACUGGCCUCCCCUGGAGAGCUCUACGUAGCCUGGAAAAUGGGCUUUGACAAGUGCCGCGCCGGCUGGCUAGUGGAUGGCAGCGUCCGCUAUCCUAUCAACAACCCUCGCACUGAGUGUGGGUCCGGGAGAUCAGGAGUGCACACUGUGCACACUCACAACAACCAGACAGGCUUCCCUGGGCUUAACGACCGAUUUGAUGCAUACUGUUUCAGAGCUGAUAUACAGCUUAUUGCAAAUGAAACUGGACUGAACAUCACGGAUAUCGAGGAGGCUCUCCUUAACUUAACAUCAAUUACUGAUUUGUUGAGACCCGCUGUUCCUUCCAUCGUCUCACCCAUCCCUGUGGAGACUUCGGGAUCUGGCUCAGGCUCUGCAGACUUUGGCUCAGGCUCUGCGGUUGAUGGUUUCUCUGGAGGUCCUUCUGGAGACUUGUCUGGUUCUGGAGACGGGGUAAUAUCUGGAGACCUGUCAGGUUCUGGAGAUCUAUCUGGCUCUGGAGACGGGGUUAUUUCUGGGGACUUGUCUGGUUCUGGGGACUUGUCUGCUUCUGGAGACCUGGCCGGCAGUGCAAGUGCUGAGCUGCCCAGUGGAUCAUCAGGUCUCGGCAGCGCAGAUGCUUCUGGAUCAGCUCUCAGUGGAGAAGGAUCCGGCAUCACUGUUGUUUUUUCGGGCAUCGACAGCAUUGUCUCUGGAGAGGGCUCCGCUUCAGGAGGAUUCCAAGAAGCUGGAGAGGGAAGCGCAGAGAUCCUUAUCUUCCCCUCAUCUGGAGCAGGCUCUGGAGUUCUCAGUGGUAGCGGGGACCUGUCUGGAUCUGGUUUCGGCUCUGCAGAGAGCGGCUCCUCCACAGACAGCUCUGGGGGAAGUGGACAGUUCGUGGACUUUUCUGGGUUCAGUGGUUUCCCAUCAGGAUUCUCCUCAGGAAGUGCCAGCGGACAGUCAGGAGACCUUUCAGGAAGUGGAGACACUCGGAUCUUAUUGAUAGAUGGUGAACUGAUCGAUGCAUCGUCCACCCCUACCACCCAUAGGGAGUACGAGCUUGGUGGAGGCCAACUGGCAUUCAGUGGCUCUGGAGACUUUUCUGGAUCUGGGUUUCCCAGUGGCGAUCUCAGCGGUUCAGCCUCUGGAAGUGGUUUUGGGUUCACCUCAGGUGUGACCUUUGUUGGGUCAGGGUUAACUGAGCUUACAGUGUCAUCUUCUGGAGAGCAGGAGGCCUCUGGGUUUUUACUCUACAGCUCUGGACAGGGAAGUGGUACACAUUUGUCCGGAUUUGGAAGCGAAACUUUCAUCUCUGGGUCUGGAUCAGGAAUGUCUGGAUCUGAGUCCUCAGCGAGCGGAGAAGAAGGUAGUGUUACGUUCUUGAGCGGGGAUUUUUUGACAGAGGCAUCUGGAGACGCUACACUGUCUAUGGAGCUCGGACAGGGGUCAGUAGAGUACAGUGGAGAAGGAAGUGGUAGCAGCAGUGGCUUCUACUCUGGCAGCGGAGACACACACUCAUCCACAGCCAGCGGCUUUUCCUCAGGCGCUUCCUCUGGAGAUCUGCCACAGGUGGUGCUGUCCUCUCCAUCAAGUGAGUGGGCUCCGACAGAGAGCACCGCAGGAGCAGAGGAGGCCCGUAGUGGGGCUGAACUGUCAGAGACCCCUGGUGACAUCUAUGGGACUCCUCACCCUGUGCUUGCUCCUGCAGGACUGGCUGCUCCUCCCACUGCAGCUUCACCAGCCUCUGUACAGACACCAGGCACUGCUGAAGGAACUCAUUCAGUGGAGGGUGGUUUAAACCCAUGUGAGCCCAGCCCCUGUGGUGCUGCCUCAUGCACAGUAGAGGAUGGUGUUGCUGUCUGCCACGUGUCACCCGCCCCCUUUCUUGCAGAGGUAGAUGUGUGCCAUCCCAACCCUUGUGCCAAUGGAGCCACCUGUGUGGAGAGUGCAGACUCUUACAAAUGCUUAUGCCUGCCCAGCUACGGAGGGGAACGCUGUGAGAUCGAUGAGCAGCAGUGUGAAGACGGUUGGACUAAGUUUCAGGGGAACUGCUACCUGCACUUCUCUGACAGAGAGGUGUGGCUGGACGCAGAGCAGCGCUGCCGGGACCUGAACGCCCACCUGGUCAGCAUCAUCACCCCGGAGGAGCAGGACUUUGUCAACUCUAACGCACAGGACUACCAGUGGAUCGGGCUGAAUGAUAAGACAGUAGAGAAUGACUUCCGCUGGACAGACGGCACUCCUCUGCAAUACGAGAACUGGAGGCCGAACCAGCCGGAUAAUUACUUCAACUCUGGAGAAGACUGUGUGGUGAUGAUCUGGCACGAGAACGGCCAGUGGAACGACGUGCCCUGCAACUACCACCUGCCGUUUACCUGCAAGAAAGGCCCAGUGUCCUGUGGCUCCCCGCCAGAGGUGGAGAAUGCCCACAUGUUUGGUAACAAGAGGGAGGAAUACCCUGUCAACUCCAUCAUCAGGUAUCAGUGCAACCCAGGGUUCACACAGCGCCACCCUCCUGUGGUUCGCUGUAAAGCAGACGGACAGUGGGAGAAACCUCAGGUGGAAUGUACAGACGUGAAAGCCAGAAGAAGACGACAGCGGAGGAGCAGCAGGAGUCCAGGAGCCAGCAGCAAGGAGAUGCAUCUUCCAUUUUAG